Molecule: messenger RNA, 663 nt
Organism: Lachancea nothofagi CBS 11611
Lineage: Eukaryota; Fungi; Ascomycota; Saccharomycetes; Saccharomycetales; Saccharomycetaceae
Source: the annotation of a GenBank genome assembly
AUGCAGCAAGAGAACCGAUUUGACAUUCUUUCCGGUGGCGUUGAGGAUCCAAACGUCAAUGGAACUUUGAAAGAUGAAUUAAUUAGACUGCCGGAGUUGUCUAUAACGGAAGUCUUCGACUUGAAGGCUAAAUUAGAAACUGAACUUGAUGGUCUCUUUGACAAAUUGAAUCUGCAAGGUGCUGAUCUCAACUCUAAUCUUGUCACUCCCGAAGGCUUUCCUAGAUCUGAUGUGGACGUAUUACAAGUGAGACUGUUAAGGCGCAGUAUCAAUAUGCUCAGAAAUGAUCUUCGAGCUGUGAUCUCGAGAACUCAAGAACUGAUGGCUACGCAAUUCAAAAAAAUGGCCGCAAAGACUCACAAGAUCCAAGAUGAUAACGUUUUGGAUUAUCGGAUUCCAUUUGCGCUGGUCACAGAAGUGGUUCCUGGUAGUCCAUCGCACAGGGCUGGCUUACUUGAAGGCGACAAGAUUGUCAAAUUCGGUAGCAUUAAUGCCGGAAACAACCAGUCACUUGCGGCAAUAGGGCCAGUAGUUAAAAAGAGCGAGAAUGCACAAAUUUCGAUACGUAUGCUCAGGAACGGAAGCCUGCAAAAUUUGACUCUGACCCCUUCUAGAAAUUGGGCGGGCCCGGGCCUUCUAGGCUGUCGAUUAGUGCAUGUUUAA